Chiloscyllium plagiosum (whitespotted bambooshark) is the source of this 1867-nucleotide messenger RNA. RefSeq names its product heat shock protein family B (small) member 2 (gene hspb2). Gene Ontology annotation, cellular component: cytoplasm; nucleus. The record is from RefSeq and is a predicted model, not a curated record. Lineage: Eukaryota; Metazoa; Chordata; Chondrichthyes; Orectolobiformes; Hemiscylliidae. Gene Ontology annotation, molecular function: structural constituent of eye lens. Gene Ontology annotation, biological process: protein refolding; response to heat; negative regulation of apoptotic process.
GUCUGCCUCAAGUUGAAAGCCAGUGAUAUAGAGUUGAGUUUUCACGUUGCUUGGAACGAUUGUAACCCUUAUAUAAUGCUUUUCUCAACCCAGGUGCCAGCCAUGGUCAUCCAGGAGGACUCUCUCUCUCUUCGUUUUGCCCCCUACCACGGAAACAGAUCACAGUCGCCCAGAGCGGAUUCUGUGUUUCCUAACGGGACAUCAGAAGACAAUGUGAGCCAUCCACGACCAAGCCAACAACACUAUCUUGCAGAGAAAGCAGAGUUCACGUUUCAAGUCCUGUGACUCUUCUUCAGAUGCUGCCGGACCUGCUGAGUUUCUCCAGCAAUUCCUGGUGAGGCUUCAGAUCUCCAGUAGUUUUGUAUUGUAAAGACAGGGUGUGGCACUGUUGUCUGUUUCCCAGAGGAGAUCUCCAGUGCUUUUGGAGCGCUCCAUACUUUCUCAGUGCCCUGCUCUAUUUCCGUCCGGAUUUAACAGCACCCCUCCCUCAGGAAUGUUCUGACAGAAACGACUCUGAGGUUUCUGAGACGGACUGACCACAGUCUGCUGGGCCAGGCUGAUCAGACCAGUGUGUGUUGUCGUUGGGUUUCCCUGCUUGCUGAGCCUGACAAUGGAGGACAAGACCAUCCCACAUGCUUAUCCGAUGAGUGUAGAGUACGAGAAGGAGACACCGACAACUAUCCACGACCAGAACUUCGGGGAAGGUUUGUCACCAGAAGAUAUUUUAGCUCCUACAUUAUACCAUGGUUAUUACAUCAGACCCAGGAUCAAUAAGCAACUGGACCGAGGCUUUUCAACAAUUGAAACAAAGCAUCAUAAGUUUCAGGUAUUUCUGGAUGUGUGCCAGUUCCUGCCGGAUGAGAUCUCCGUCCGGACAGUGGAUAACCUUCUGGAAGUGUCUGGAAGGCAUCCACAGAAACUGGACAGUCACGGGUUUAUCUCCCGGGAGUUCACCCGCACCUACAUCCUACCCCUGGACGUGGACCCUCUGCUUGUUCGGUCAUCACUGUCCCAUGAUGGUAUCCUGUGCAUUGAGGCGCAAAGAAAAGGAGAUGAGAUCCAGCCCAAAGUAAACCAAGUGAAACUCAACGUGGAGUCAGCGCCCAUGGCAAAGGAGCCUGGGGAAGACCCUGGAAAAGAGAAACAGAAGGAUAAGUAGCUCUUGCAGUAGGAUGGGCAGACCUCCAAUAAUUGAUUUUGAUAGCAGGUCUUCUGUUAAUACACCUGAUCUCCUCUAGAAAGCAGGGCAAAAUAUUACAAUGACUGGGCUACAAGUGAGUUAUCAGUUAAUUAAAGUUGCAAACAAACCUAAAAAAAGGCUUGUUUUGACAAUUUAAUAUCUUUUGUAUUUAUAAAGCUAGAAACCUAAUUAUUAAUAAUUGAUGGAAAUUCAGUCUGAUGAUUGGUCUCAUGAUUAAGACAUGCCUUUGAUUUAUUGCUCUUUGCUCCUGUUCUCUGGAAGAAAAUGACACAUAUUGGAGCACAUAUACAUAAUGUGUCCUCAGCUAACUUCGAAGAUUCUUCACAAUUUCAUGGCUCAGCCUGACUUGCUGACUAAGAAUCCAUCUCUCCAGUUUAACUUUCUGGACCAUCAAGCUGGUCUCCUUUCACAGCUGCUGGCUAACUAAGCACCUACGAGGAAUUGAGGCUGGGACCCGCAUAGUCUCUACAUCUGAGCAUUGCACUACUUUCCACUGAGCUAUUGGCAAAUCUUUUCUGCCAUUUCUGAUGUACAGCUUGUUGAAUAAUGAACCAAAUUUAUUAACAAACACUUUGACAACUAAUGUAUCCAAAAUGCGUUUAUUUGAAACCUGUAAUGACAACCGUUAUUGCUUUUUAGCUGCAAUUAAAAAAAAUGGCACUGAAA